AUGGGGCCCACCAAGGCCGGGCCCAUCUUGAGCUCCCCCUUCCUAGUGCUCGGGCUCGGGGCGCUCCUGGCCCACGUUGUUGGCUUCCAGCGCCGGCCUGGCUGGCGCUUCGCCUCCGCUGAGGUGGUGGUUCCUUUGCAGCUGCGCGGCUUCGACCACAGGGAGAGCCCUGGACGUCUCUCCUACGCGCUGCACUUCGGGGGCAGGAGACAUGUGGUCCACCUGCAGCUUAAGAAGCUUCUGCUGCCCAGGCACCUGCCAGUCUUCACUUACACUGACCAAGGGUCCGUCCAGAUGGACCAUUCUUUUGUCCCUAAAGACUGCUACUACCGAGGCUACGUGGAGGGGAUCCUGGGCUCCCUGGCUGCUCUCAGCACUUGCCAUGGGGGUCUCCAGGGGAUGCUGCAGGUGAACUCUCUUUACUAUGAAAUCGAUCCCCUGCCCACCUCUCGCAUUUUUCAGCACCUGGUUUAUCCAAUGGAGAAUAAAAAUAGAGGUCCUGGCUGGAAGUGCGGCUUAACAGAAAAUGAAAUAGAUCGUCUGGUCUUGGAGAAAAAGGGGCUGGGACAGUCAGUGCCUAGGGCUGGGCCCAAGGACAACUGGUGGCCUCAAACCCGCUUUGUGGAGUUGGUGGUGGUAGUGGAUAAUUUUUGGUAUAAGUAUGCUUGGGAAAAUGAAACUGAGGUGAUAUUCCAAGUAUUGGAAGUAGUCAAUAUAAUAGAUUCCUUGUAUUAUCCUAUGCAUGCCUACAUAAGUUUGAGUGGAGUAGAGAUCUGGACAAAUAACAACCCAGUGGAUUUUAGUAAUGGCAUAAAGGUAGCUUUGGAUAUAUUUUCCCAUUGGAAACAACUAAUUAAUGAGCGUUUGCCACAUGAUGUUGCCCACCUAUUUGUUCGCUAUAACUUUGGCAGGGACAAGGGUUUAGCUUAUGUUGGUACAAUCUGCCACGAUCUAAAGUCAGUUGGCAUUGAUGCAUAUGUCGAGGAUAACUUGUUGGAAUUCUCUGUCACUGUUGCCCAUGAACUGGGUCAUAACCUUGGCAUGGUCCAUGACUAUGACUUCUGCAUCUGUGCACAAAAGCAAUGCAUCAUGUACGCCAAUUUCAGCUUAACGGAUGUCUUUAGCAACUGUAGUUAUGCUAGUUAUUUUGAUCAGUUUAAUGAACUGUUUGUAGAAUGUUUAAUAAACCCACCAGAGCCUUACAAGAUUGCCGCUACGAAGCUAUGUGGUAAUAAGGUGGUCGAAGAGGGAGAAGAAUGUGACUGUGGAUCUGUAAAAGAAUGUAGCAAGGAUUCUUGUUGUAAACCGGGUUGUACCCUGAGGCCCCAUGCUAACUGUGCUUCUGGACUGUGCUGUGUAAAUUGUAAGAUUGCACCAGCUGGAACCCUUUGCAGACCCCCUAGGACACCAUGUGAUCUUCCAGAGUACUGCAAUGGAACUUCGGUACUGUGCCAGAAAGAUUUUUACAUGCAGGAUGGAACUCCAUGUACUAGAAAUGCUGUGUGCUAUCGAAGUAUUUGCAGUGACAGAAUUCAACAGUGCAAAGCUAUCUUUGGUGAAACAGCCUAUGAUGCUCCCCUGAUCUGCUACAAAGAAGCAAACAUGUUAAGUGAUCAAUUUGGGAACUGUUCUGUAGAUGGUCAUACAUACAGGAAGUGUGACACAGCCCAUGUUUUGUGUGGCAGACUUCAAUGUGUCAAUGUCAGCCAGAUUCCCCAUUUAGAGGAGUUUGAUACUAUAUUCCAAGUUUAUGUGAAUGGAGUUAUGUGCGUUGGAAUGGAUUUCCACAUGGGGAAGGAUGCUGGAAAUGUAAUUAAUGGUGCAGUGUGUGGUCAUGGAAAAAUCUGCCUGAAUAAGAAAUGUGUUGAUUAUUCUGUACUGAAUUAUGACUGUGCAGCCAAGAAGUGCAGUUUUAAUGGUAUAUGUAACAACAAGAAAAAUUGUCACUGUCUAAAUGGGUGGGAUCCCCCAUUCUGCCUUAAAAGAGGAUUUGGUGGAAGUAUUGAUAGUGGGCCUCCUCCAAAAUGGAAAGCAAAUUACUUUUUAAUUAUUUGCUAUCUAGCUUCUCUCUCGUUGGGUUUUUAUGGGACAUUAAUGAUGAUUAUCUUUUUAGCAAGAAAAUCAGCAUUGCUCAUCUAGAAAGGAACAGCCUUUGU
Antechinus flavipes (yellow-footed antechinus) is the source of this 2156-nucleotide messenger RNA. RefSeq names its product disintegrin and metalloproteinase domain-containing protein 20-like. Gene Ontology annotation, molecular function: metalloendopeptidase activity. Gene Ontology annotation, cellular component: external side of plasma membrane; plasma membrane; sperm head plasma membrane. The coding region runs from base 1 to 2139 and encodes 712 amino acids. Gene Ontology annotation, biological process: male gonad development; proteolysis. The transcript has a single exon. The record is from RefSeq and is a predicted model, not a curated record. NCBI's taxonomy places the organism in Eukaryota, Metazoa, Chordata, Mammalia, Dasyuromorphia, Dasyuridae.